Hippopotamus amphibius kiboko is the source of this 1359-nucleotide messenger RNA. Its product is annotated as histone H2B type 1-M. The transcript has 2 exons. The record is from RefSeq and is a predicted model, not a curated record. The coding region runs from base 944 to 1324 and encodes 126 amino acids. NCBI's taxonomy places the organism in Eukaryota, Metazoa, Chordata, Mammalia, Artiodactyla, Hippopotamidae. Gene Ontology annotation, cellular component: nucleosome. Gene Ontology annotation, molecular function: structural constituent of chromatin; DNA binding; protein heterodimerization activity.
AGCAGUAGCUUCCAGCAGAACUGGGGGGCUCUUUUAGAGAAAUGCUAAUCGCGGGGCUAGACUGGUCGAGGAACCGGCGUUUUUCAGGCUCUAGAGUAUGCAGAGAGUAGACUUAGCUGGUUGGAAGUUGGCCCACACUUUACCCGAAAGGGCGCGCGGUAAAGGAGAACACGAAUUCGGAGGCAGGGCUAGGUAUCAGAUGCAUACUAUGUUCUGUACGUAUUUGGAGACCACUAAUGUGAAGUGUUUAUAUUUACCCCAUUGCACAAAAGGUGGUACGAACGACUUGCAUUUUCUUUGGUUAACAAGGACAUACCAAAAGGCAGAAUUGGCAUAUUUGGAAAAAUUACUAAGUAUCUUAAGCAUCACGUUUAAUAAGUAAUGAAAAUUAUCAGGACUUCUGAUAGAGAACUAAGAGGUUAAGGAUUGUUAACUUUUAAGAGGGUGACCCAGCCCAGCACGUUCUGUGGUGGUAGUGCUUGCUAUUGGUUAGCUGCCGCGGGAGGGGAAUAAUGCGUUUAUCGAGCUUGCCCACCAAUUCCAGCUAGGCAUCAACACGGCCACUAGGUGCGGGACCGGACAAAUGCACUAAGUCAUUCAAAAGAACAGAAAAGUUGCUUCCAGUUACAAACCAUUCCAUUUUAUCCGCUUGCCGGCUGUGAAAUAUAUCCUUUAGUUGCUUGAAAAGGCUAUUUAUAUUACCUAUGGGUAGCCUAGUCUAGACUCCUCUGAUUGGGUCAAGGCAAACUAACGAAACAGCCAAUGAAAAGAUAGACAUGCAAGUGUCAUUUACAUUCGUGUUUGUGACGCCACAAUGAAAUUAAUCCAAUCACGAGCGAAAUCUUACUAACCUAAUUUGAAUACCGUGUCUAUAAGUGAAUGUGGCCUCAGCAGCGGCGACUAUUUUUCCCAGGUCUUAGUGUUAGUGUUUUAACUUUUAACAAUGCCUGAACCCACCAAGUCCGCUCCGGCCCCGAAGAAAGGCUCCAAGAAGGCGGUGACCAAGGCCCAGAAGAAGGACGGCAAGAAGCGCAAGCGCAGCCGCAAGGAGAGUUACUCUGUGUACGUGUACAAGGUGCUGAAGCAGGUCCACCCAGACACUGGCAUCUCUUCCAAGGCCAUGGGCAUCAUGAACUCGUUCGUCAACGACAUCUUCGAGCGCAUCGCGGGCGAGGCGUCGCGCCUGGCGCAUUACAACAAGCGUUCGACCAUCACCUCCAGGGAGAUCCAGACGGCCGUGCGCCUGCUGCUGCCCGGGGAGCUGGCCAAGCACGCCGUGUCCGAGGGCACCAAGGCUGUCACCAAGUACACCAGCUCCAAGUAAACUUGCCAAGGGAGUGAUAUAAGUGCAGAGAAGAA